AUGGCCGCCACGUCGAAGUUGUCGUUCCGCGCCAGGAACCUCGACGCCAACAAGGCGAUGUGUGUGUUCUUCGCUUCAGAACUCCCAGAUCUGUCCGAAUGUGCUCCGAUCGCUCGAGCCGUCGCGCAGAUGCCGACGGGCAUGGAGAAGGAGGAGGAGAUGGAGUCUCACCUCCAAGAUGCAAUUCUGGCCCAACAAGCGAGCACUUCUGGUGUUCGAGUCGACAACCACGUAAUUCCAACCCCCAAAGUUUUUCCAGUAGAUGCAAACCGUUAUGAUGAGAUCUAUCCUGUGCAACCUCCUCCACCGAAGAACCACCUAAUAAAAGUUCAAGCUUGGUUGGCUUUGGAUAGAGAAGAAGCAGAGUACGAUGUCGAUUCUGAGGACGAGUGUUGGUUGGCUGGAAGACAGCACAUUGAUCCGCGUGCACUUGAACGGAUAUUUGAUACUCUUGAAGCGAAGUCCUCGGACAACAAUAUUUGCCUGCCGGAUACUGCUCGAUCUGCUCUCUUAGCAUUCGAUGAAGCAAUUGUCGAUGAUGUUUAUGACUACUGGCUAACGAAACGUGAAAAAAGUACGACAGUAAGAUCACUUCAGCUGGGAGUUGGAGGUUUAAUACCUCGUGUGCGGACAGAAUGUAGGAAAGAUCAACAAAGUGGAGUGAACCCCUAUGUUGCAUUCAGAAGACGUGCUGAGAAGAUGCAGACGCGGAAGAACAGGAAAAAUGAUGAAGAUUCAUAUGAAAAGGUUCUAAAACUUGGACAUGAUCUACGAAAGACCGUGACUUUGUUUGAUAUGGUGAAGAGACGGGAGAAAACUAAAAUCGCUCUGAUAGAUCUAGAUUCGGAAAUUCUCGCUCAUCGGAUGGGGUUGCUCGACUUUGGUUCAAAUAUCUACAAUCAGUUUGUUGCCAAAAUUCGAGAAUCUGGAAAGCACGUUGCCACGGGUGCGACAAACGGUGUUGCAAAAUCUGAAGAGGACGUUGUCCUCCGAAAGAAAGCGAAGCGACGAAAAAUCAGGACAGUAACCACGAGUGUUGACCGCGAGGUUCCUAGCAAGGCAUGGCUGAAAAAAAAUGCGGAAGUGUGGAAUCGUCCUCCAUCCGUUUUCGCACCUUCUGGGAUAUCACCCGUAGUGGAAGUGGAUCAGUCUGCUCAAGCGGCGUGCGACGCGAAUCUCGACGGAAAGUAUGUGUUUAAAAGGAGACGAGGAUGUGUGUAUCGCAGUCCGCUAACCUCUAACAACGCACCCGAAGACCAAUUGAUAACAAAGAUUCCAAGGUCACAUCACCUCUACGAGACGUAUCUGCCUUGUCAAAAUGGAACGAUUCGUCAGUUUGGGCUCGCACGUCGUAGAUUAGGAAGAGGUGGGCGUGUGGUGUUCGACCGAUUUUCGUGCCGCGAUGCUCCUCGUUUGCCAAACCCGUAUGACCCAUACAUCGAUGACUUCCUUCAGGAUAACUCAGUCAGGUGUUUUCGUGCUCGUCUUCGUCCUGCGGGUGAAAGUGAUGCACAACGAAAAACGCUUCCAAGCUGGAAUCGUGUCACGGAAGAUUUUUGUGAACGGCGUUGGUUAACGAGCAGAACCUGCUCACAUACCAACAAAAGUCCUUCACAGGACUUCCCCAGCCCGGACAGUCAACCUGUGCUUCCAGUGAGCAUAUCGUCUGAUCCGUCACCCGUCACUCAGUCGGGAAACGGAUUAGCGGGCAGAGUGGACCCAUCCACCCUCAUGUCGACUAAGGAGUAUGAAGCCGUAUCAGUGUCGGAUGAGUGGCGGGAAGCUAGCGGGUCGCCAUCGGAGUCAAACUCCUCCUCGGAGUGGGUUACCCCGACAAUAGGCGCACAAAUGUACCCCGUGCUGUCAAGCGAGGAGGAAGCGCGAACUGGUGAUCAUCCAGUUGCGAAGCAGCCACCCGUUAAUGUCAAAGGGUCCGUGGUCGGUGCAACCGAGAUCGAGUACCGCAGUUCAUUCCUCCUAGCGCCGCCUACGGUUGGCAGCUAG
Molecule: messenger RNA, 2004 nt
Organism: Necator americanus (New World hookworm)
Lineage: Eukaryota; Metazoa; Nematoda; Chromadorea; Rhabditida; Ancylostomatidae
Exons: 12
Coding region: 1-2004 (667 amino acids)
Biological process (GO): regulation of transcription by RNA polymerase II
Cellular component (GO): piccolo histone acetyltransferase complex; NuA4 histone acetyltransferase complex
Source: RefSeq, a predicted model, not a curated record